This is a messenger RNA of Eubalaena glacialis (North Atlantic right whale), 894 nucleotides long. Its product is annotated as short-chain dehydrogenase/reductase family 16C member 6-like. NCBI's taxonomy places the organism in Eukaryota, Metazoa, Chordata, Mammalia, Artiodactyla, Balaenidae. The record is from RefSeq and is a predicted model, not a curated record. Gene Ontology annotation, cellular component: lipid droplet. The coding region runs from base 1 to 894 and encodes 297 amino acids. The transcript has 6 exons. Gene Ontology annotation, molecular function: oxidoreductase activity, acting on the CH-OH group of donors, NAD or NADP as acceptor.
AUGAAUACGAUUUUGGACACCUCCAUAUUUUGGGGAAAUUUUCUAUAUUAUUUUUUAGAAUCUUUAGUUUACAGGAUAAUUCCCAAGAAGAAAAAGAAUGUUGCUGGAGAGAUUGUCCUUAUAGCAGGAGCUGGAAGUGGACUUGGGAGGUUAUUGGCCAUAACAUUUGCCAGCCUUGGAGCCAUUUUAGUUCUAUGGGACAUUAACGAAGAAGGCAACAUGGAAACAUGUCGAAUGAUCAAAGAAAAGGGUGAUGUGAAAGUAUUUGCCUACGCAUGUUACUGUGGCAACAGGCAAGACGUCUACAGAGUUGCUGAUCAGGUUAAAAGGGAAGUGGGCGAUGUGAACAUCCUCGUUAACAAUGCAGGGUUCCUGACAGGAAAGCUGUUUCUCAAUACGCCAGAUCACAUGGUGGAAAGAUCGUUUCUUGUAAAUGCCCUGUCUCACUUCUGGACUUGUAAGGCCUUCCUUCCUGCCAUGCUUAAAGCUAACCAUGGUCACUUAGUCUGUAUUUCAAGUAUAGCAGGAGUAGUUGGUAUCAAUGGACUAUCGGAUUAUUGUGCAAGGAAAGUUGCAGCUUUUGGCUUUGCAGAAUCUCUCUACCUUGAAUUAAGACUACUACAAAAAAGUAACGUUAAAGCCACCACUGUUUGCCCAUAUUUUGUCAACACUGGAAUGUUUGAUGGCUGUACAACCAAGUAUCCACUUCUGCUGCCUAUACUGGAGCACGAGAAUGUUGCCCCAAAAGUUUUAAAUGCUAUUUCAGAGGAACAGGUUUACUUGAUAAUGCCCACAUUUUUGCAUAUUGUGUUGUUCCUUAAACAAAUAAUAUCUCUAGACAUGAUGAUCACCCUUGCCGAAACAUUGGAAUGGACACUUCUGUGGCUUCGUUGA